CUGGUGGUUAGGUCUGUGGUUUGUUAGGGAUCGUGAUGUGUUGUUGAAUUAAAAAUAGUGAAACUUGAUAUAUUUUCCAGCAAAAAUGAAUUCAGCUGCUAAUAGAAUGGAUGCCAAUCUAACCAGUAUGUGGGUGAGCUUCUUCACCACAGCUGGUAUACCAUCAGACGUCGCAGCCACAUACGCCCUAACCUUCACAGAGAAUCGUAUCCAGAACGACAUGCUGCUUGACUUGAACAAAGAGUAUCUACGGGACAUGGGCAUCAGUCGUAUGGGAGACGUUAUUGCUAUUUUACGGCAUGCGAAGCAAGUGCACGAGAGUACAGCGCGGGACCGCGUGCUGAGCACCACAGUGAUCAGCAACAAGGUGCCAGUAGCUGCUGUCACCGGCCGCGCCACCGUCGCGCAGCCCUCCUCACCGGCGAGUCGCAUUCUGGAGCACUACACGAGGAACGUAGCGUCGAAGGAGAGCUCGCCAGUGCAGGCACAGAAGAGGAAAUCCAAUGAAAUGCAGUCUCAUACUGUAGAUUUGAAUAUAAAGAAAGCUCGGCUCAUCAGAUUUGGAACGCCACCAAAGGCGACUGUUAAAGAAGCGGCAGUAAGCAAGCAGACAGUGUUUGCUCGCCUCGGCAACUCGGAGCCGGUGGCGGCCAUCGCUACAGUCAAGACAACCACUAUCAAAACCGACGCCAAACCCAUCUUCGCACGCCUCGGCUCAAAAACCGACGACCCAGUCCCCGUGCAGAAAGACGCCCUCAAAUACGAAGGCAUACUUAAAAGCACGCCGUCUUUCAAAACAGUAACCGUUACUACCACGAAGAAUAAUGUCAGGAAAAUAGCCUGCACUAUGAGAGCGGACGAAGCACCGCUGUCUGCGAAGGAGAAACUAGCCGUACCCAAAGCUACGAGCAAGUCUGUCAAGUUCUCAAAUACGGUGCAGUAUAAGGAAAUUGAAGCGGUCAAGAAAGCGGCCACUGUGAAGCCAAAAUUGACACCAGUGUUCAACAAGCCAGAGAGAAGAUUAUCUAUGCCCGAAGGUAGCGUCAAAGCUAGGUUAGGAAUGAAAGCUAAUACCAAUAAUUUAACUAUUACUAAAAACGUUUUUAACAGGUUAGGAGUCUAGUUAUCUAGUAUGAAUGGAGUAUGUUACAAUUCAAGUUUUAUUUGUGAAAGACGAUGAUUGAAUGACGUAGUGUUAUAAUUGUUUGAUGAAGGAAUUUGAAUCUGUGUAGGAAGAUCGAUAUGUAAUUUUAUUAUUUUCUAUAAUGUCGCGGUGUGCGUUUUCAUACAAAUUCCAUUGCAAUUUAUUGUUUUGACGUUCAGUAACAAGUAACUCAUUUGACUAAAUGGAAACUAUCCAAAAAACAAAGUUUUAAUUUUAGGUGCAUUUUAGCGAUGAAUAUAGCCGCGAGCUUGUCGUUUAUUCUGGGUAUUAAGUCUUAACCUUUUAUUGGCUCCGAUUCCUGUAGACACCUCCUAAUUUUAAGUUAUACCCGUCAUUUUCUUAUCCGCCGAAAAGGAAUGGGACGGAUGAUUGUCAACAAGUUUUAAAAUGAAUGAAUAACCCGUGCGAAUAAAAUAGGCAUCUCGCUGGUAUGCAAUCCGUUUGACGUGCUGUCUACUUAAUUCUGUCGGGUUAUUGGCCGACGUAAAAUUUUUAGACGGUUGUUUUAGAUUUCUGCUUUGACGUGUAUUCCAUAAAUUUUAUGCCUGUCGAUUACCCGUCCCUUUCUUUUUCAACGGAUAAGAAAAUGACAGGUAUAACUUAAAGUAAUGGCGUCUGCAGGAAUUAGCACCAAUGUGUAAUGUGCCAGUUUUUCUUUGCAAAGUACCCUUAUUUAUUUAAGUAGGUACCUACCCUUAUUUUAUUUAUGUCUCUAUUGACUGAAUUACUUUUGCUCUGUAUAUUUGUAGCCCUUAAAUCUAUUAUGUCAAAUAACUUUUUAAUGUAGACUAUAUUACGCAUGGUACAACAAAACAAGGUAUGCUCGAAAGUGACAGCUAACAUUUCAAGGUCAUCUAACCCUCUGUUGCCAUUUUGUAAAAAAUAAAUUAGAUAGAUAGAUAGAUAAAAUACUUUAUUGAGCACAAUGGACACAAAAUACAGAGAUAAGGACAACAUAUACAGAAAAGCACAACAGGCGGCCUUAUUGCUCAUGCAGCAAUUUCUUCCAGGCAACCUUACCCACGACUAAUGUUUUUAAUUCACCGUGCAGGGAAAUUUUGAACUUUUAGUAAAAGAUUUACGUACAGUUUUAAUGAUUUUUUUUGUAUGUGACAAGUGAUAGUAAUAAAAUACGUUAGUCAGUAAUUCGCUUAAUUUUCAAUAAUAAAAUAUAAAUCCUUGGAAUGUUGGAGAUACCAAUUUAACGUAACACUUACGUCAUGAAAUGGUUAACAAUGGCGGCUUUUCCUAACAUUGAAUAUACCUUGUUUUGUUGUACAUACCUACGUAUGAAUUUAUUAUAUUGAGAACUCAAUGAAGUUCUUAAAAGUAACGACACACUAAAGUCAAAGAAAUAAAGAUUUAUUUUAUUAAGAUAUAUAUUUUAUCGUCAUUACCACGUGAUAUUCGUGCAUAAUAGCAUAAAGCGCAUAAUUUUAAAAUUCGAUUCGCUGGCUUCGCUGCAUUAGGCGUCGCAUGUGCCAUGCCACAGCUGGGUGGAUUUUCGAACGCCGGCAGUCGAUAUAAUUACCAUUUACGCAAGAAUAUCCUAGAAUCUUCGUUUUUUUGCAAAUAUCCAGUUAGAACUUAUGUCGCGUUGGAAAUCAAGAAAUCGUGUUACUAUUUCUCAUAUAUCGCGCGACGCGGUAAAUGUUAAAUUGGUCAAAGAUAAAUUAUUUAUUUAUUUACACACAAUCAUUUCACUGCAAGUCAUACACCAAAACGAACAAAAAAGACAAAAUUAGACAACACAAUUACAGGUAACUUAAAAAUACAGUACAACAUUCAAUAAAACAUUUAAAAGUAGUAAAAAUAUAUCCACUUCUGGGUAUUAAGCAAGCAAAGAGUUAAGUUAUGAAAUGUUAAUUACUAAAUGACUACAAUAAGUUGGACAAUUUAUCACGUUUUUCUUUGAAGUCACGGUGUACGUUUCCCUAUAAAUACCCAUUGAUGUAUAUUUUAUGUUACUGUUGUAACCUCAGCAAACACCAUAGUAAUUUCUUAUUUACUACACAAUACAUGAAGUAACUGGUUUGACACAAUGAAAACUAUCCAAUUGGUUUAUUUAUCUCAUAGCCAUUAGCGUUGGUUCAUGUGUCGCGUCACGCGUUAUAUGUGGGCAGCAUGUUACGGCUACUGAUGCACUGGGGUCCUAGAACCAUGACGAAAAUAGAGAAAAAUAAAGAUUUCACUAUGGCUUGUCAAUUUGCGAAAUGUCUCUGAAUUAGUAAGAGUAUUGUUUACCAGACCGUGUAGAAAAAAAGCAAGGUAUCCCUUAGAUAACGCGGCGAUUAUUCUCUCAUGCAUAAAAUAUCGUAAAUCUAUUUUACCACUUUUUUCAAUUAUGUAUAUUCGUAAUUUUGCACAAGGCUCUGCCCACCCCGAUAGGGACAGGAGCGUUAUAUAUCUUUGAAAGAAUGACAAAAAGUAUAUCAAAUGUAAAGCUGUUCGUAUAGGCCUACUUACAAAGGAAAGUAGAGUUAAAAAAAUGGAUGAGCUGUAAGAAUGAGAUCUUGUUACAUUUUUCGUCUUCAUGAGUACGUUUCUGUAUAAUUUUGUGUUUUAAGCGUUGUUUUAUUUCCUAACAAGUUUUAAUACUAGACUUAAACAGGUUCUGAUUCCACCAAACACAUCCUAAUUUUAUUUAAACCUGUAUUCCAUUAAUCUUUGGCCUAUCUAUUACCCGUCCCUUUCCUUUUCGCCGGAUAAGAAAAAGAUAAGUAUAAUAACUUAAAAUGAAAUUAGGUGACUGCUGGAAUCAGGAUACAUACAUACAUACACUAGGUAUUUAAACUCGUGAAUGAUGUGAUUAACUGAUUACUGAUAGAACUAUUUAUAUUGUCUAUUUAUUAAUUAAGGUAACAUGUUUUAUAUCUGAUGAGAAGUACAGAAUCUAGCGCCUGCGACACGGGUGCCGUGCCGCGCGCGGCGCGAAUUAUAUUAAGCGCCCGAUAGCCGUACGACGGUUUUCCACGUAGAUAGCAUUAGCGUCUAUUUGUCAAGCCCUCGAAGUAUAAUUCACGCCAUUCGUGCUGACGGGUUAGCUAAGUUCCUCUAACGUUUCGAUAGCGCGGAACGAUAAAGUAGGCGUAGGUAUAUAACCGAAUCAAAUGAACACAUUACGUCAAGGUCGAUGUUUAUCUGAAAGAUGUCCCGAUUCGCGCGAGUGACAGCGCUUAGAAUCGCAAUCGAAACACCUUGGAACUUGGUUAACCCCAUAUUUUAUCUAAUGUUUAAGUUUGGAGCAAAUCAAAUCAGUACAUGUAGCUAUUAUCGCGCGCGAUGCUGUAAAUAAGUAAACCAAUACUAUGGGCUAUACGCCAAAUACGUAAGUCAAUUGUAUUUUUAAUUGCGUAAUCGUGUCGCGCGCGAUAUGUAUGUGGGUAGCAUGCUACUGGUGUUGGAGUUUUGUCGUGUUUAUUUUAUAUAAAAUUGUGUAAGUAUAAUUAAAAAUAAUAAAGUUGUAAUUUUUUUAU
Molecule: messenger RNA, 4641 nt
Organism: Pectinophora gossypiella (pink bollworm)
Lineage: Eukaryota; Metazoa; Arthropoda; Insecta; Lepidoptera; Gelechiidae
Exons: 6
Coding region: 86-1123 (345 amino acids)
Cellular component (GO): nucleus
Source: RefSeq, a predicted model, not a curated record